Penicillium canescens is the source of this 2415-nucleotide messenger RNA. RefSeq lists its product as uncharacterized. The coding region runs from base 1 to 2415 and encodes 804 amino acids. The transcript has a single exon. The record is from RefSeq and is a predicted model, not a curated record. Lineage: Eukaryota; Fungi; Ascomycota; Eurotiomycetes; Eurotiales; Aspergillaceae.
AUGCGUUUCUUGCCAGUUUUGACUACCGCGCUCCUGCUCGCGGUCAACGUGACAGGACAAACACCAUCUGCAGCUUCUGCUGCUGCUGGUACUGUUGCGCCUGUCGCCAAUUCGGCCAACUCAAAUGCCAAUGCGAAUGCCAACAAUGAGGCUGAUAAUGCUGCCACAACCACUCAGCAGGCGGUAAACCAGGCCAACCAGCAGGCGGUUAAUACCCCUGCUGCGGAUCCUACUACUGCCGCUGCUGAUACAGCAAAGCCCGCAGCCAACACUGUUGCUCCUAGUCAGGAGGAGGACACUGCUUCUGCCAAGAACGCCCCUACCGCGUCGGCGGGACAGUCUAACCCCAUUGAAUCUGCUGUCAAUGGUGUUGUCGGUAUCGUCGGAGGUGGUUCUUCGACUGGCUCUGGAUCUACUGGUAACUCGGCUGCAGAGACCACCCAGGCUAGCGCAACCUCUUCUGCUGCCUCUUCCGAGGGCACCUCCGGCACCAAGUCUACCUCUUCCUCUGAUUCAUCUAGCGGAAUUUCCUCCGACGCCCUUUCUGGCGCCCUCAAGAACCUGCUCGGCGGCAGUGGGCUCGGAGAACUCGGUGAAGGUUUAGGAAACCUCCUUGACCCUGGCUUCCUUAGCGAGGUUACCAACACCUUCAAGUACUUGUCUACUAGUCUCGCUCCUCCCGUCGACACCGAUAUCCGCAGCCUAGUUGCCAAUGCCAACAACCUCUUGACUGCUGACUUCUCCAAGAAGGUCGGUGGCCUCAUCGACAAUGCAAACGACCUCUUGACCGAGCAGAACACUAAGGAGAUUAUGAGCCUGAUCAACAACGCCAACGGCCUGUUGACCACUCAGUUCGUCAACAAGGUUGACAACCUCAUCGACAACGCCAACAACCUCCUCACUUCUGGAUUCGUCAAGAAGACCGAUACAUUGAUCGACAACGCCAAUAAGCUGCUCACGGAGAAGUUCGUCGAGGAGACCACCAAUCUCAUUGGCAAGGCCAGCCCUCUCAUCGACGAUGCCAGCGGCCUUCUUACCGACGAGAACGUCAAGGCGAUCGAAAACCUCCUCUCGGGUGCCAACAAGCUGCUCACUCCUGACUUCAUCUCGACUACCAGCAAGCUCAUCAAGCAGGCUGGUCCUCUUAUCAACCAGGCCAGCGGUCUCCUCACCGAGGGCAACGUCAAGGCGAUCGAGAACCUCCUGUCGGGCGCCAACAAGCUGCUCACCCCUGACUUCAUUUCGACUACCAGCAAGCUCAUCAAGCAGGCCGGUCCUCUCAUCAACCAGGCUAGCGGUCUCCUCACUGAGGGCAAUGUCAAGGAGAUUGAGACUCUGCUCAGCAACGCCAAUGGUCUCCUGACGGACAGCUUCGUGAACCAGACCUCUAGCUUGAUCGAGGAGGCCAGCGACCUUCUGACCCCAGCUGUCGUCAGCGGCCUCAAGGACCUGCUGACCCAGAUUUCUCCUCUCCUGCCCGAGCUCAAGGGUCUACUCAAGGCCGACACUAUCAAGGAGAUCGAAAACCUGCUGAGCAACGCCAACGAACUGCUCACCGACAAGUUCGUCAAGGAGACCUCCAGCCUAAUCGACAAUGCCGACAGCCUCCUGACUCCCGACCUGGUCAACAGCCUGAAGUCUCUGCUCGGCGACAUCACUCCUCUGAUUCCCGAGCUGAAGUCACUCUUGACAAAGGACAUGAUCAAGUCUAUCGUCGGACUCCUGAACAACGCCGAGGACCUCCUCACCCCCAAGUUCGUCAACGAGACCAUGAGCCUGGUCAGCGAGGCCGACAGCCUCCUCACCCCAGACCUCACCAGCAGCCUGAAGUCACUCCUCCGCGCCGUCACCCCUCUGAUCCCCGAGAUCAAGUCUCUGCUGACCAAGAACACCAUUUCGGCCAUCGGCUCGCUCCUGACAAACGCCAACGACCUCUUGACCCCCAAGUUCGUCAACGAGACCACCGGCCUAAUCGACAGCGCCGACGACCUCCUUUCGCCAUCCCUGGUGUCCGGCCUGAAGGAACUCCUCGGCGACGUCGUCCCCUUGGUCCCAGACCUGAAGCGCUCCCUCCUGAACUCGACCAUUAUCACAGACCUAGGCUACAUCGUGACAAACGCAACAACCCUGCUCACACCCGCCUUCGUCGCGGAUACCUCCGACCUGGUCGAGAACGCCGACGGCCUCCUCACCCCGUCUAUCAUCAGCUCUCUCAAGGAUCUGCUUGGAUACCUGCCGGAUGUGAUGCCCGAGGUGAAGAAGCUGCUCAAGCCAGCUACUAUUUCGGAGAUCGGUUCGCUGUUGGAUAACGCUAGUGACCUGCUCACGCCUAAGUUCGUCAAUGAGACUACUCUCCUGAUCGAUGAUGUUACCGGCUUCUUGCCGAUCAUUCAGGAGUUGCUUAAGGCGCUGUGA